Propithecus coquereli (Coquerel's sifaka) is the source of this 1241-nucleotide messenger RNA. RefSeq names its product interleukin 13 receptor, alpha 2 (gene IL13RA2). NCBI's taxonomy places the organism in Eukaryota, Metazoa, Chordata, Mammalia, Primates, Indriidae. The coding region runs from base 37 to 945 and encodes 302 amino acids. Gene Ontology annotation, molecular function: protein binding; cytokine receptor activity. Gene Ontology annotation, cellular component: external side of plasma membrane; membrane. Gene Ontology annotation, biological process: cytokine-mediated signaling pathway. The transcript is spliced from 7 exons. The record is from RefSeq and is a predicted model, not a curated record.
UUCAGUGGUAUUAUAGAAGAAUUUGAUUCCAACUGGAUGCAUUAUUCACAUAGAAUAGGACAUAUCAAGGUAUUAAAUACUGGAGAAAUGGCUUUCAAUUGUUUGGAUAUCAGAUGCCUAUGUAUCUUUCUUAUAUACACAGCAUUUGGCUAUGCUUUGUCUUCGGACACCGAGAUAAAAGUUAAUCCUCCCCGGAAUUUUCAGAUUGUGGAUCCUGGAUAUUUAGGUUAUCUCUAUUUGCAAUGGCAACCACCGCUGUCUCUGGAUGAUUUUAAGGAAUGCACAAUAGAAUAUGAAUUGAAAUACCGAAACAUUGAUAGUGAAAAAUGGAAGACCAUCAUUACUAAGAAUCUACAUUACAAAGACGGAUUUGAUCUUAACAAGGGCAUUGAAGCAAAGAUACACACACUUUUGUCAGGGCAAUGUGCAAAUGGAUCAGAGGUUCAAAGUUCAUGGUCAGAAGCUACUUAUUGGAUAUCACCACAAGGAAAUCUGGAAACUAAAAUUCAGGAUAUGGAUUGCAUAUACUACAACUGGCAAUAUUUACUCUGUUCUUGGAAACCUGGCAGGGGUGUACAUUUUGAUGCCAAUUACAACUUGUUUUACUGGUAUGAGGGCUUGGAUCAUGCAUUACAGUGUGUCAAUUACAUCAAGGCUAAUGGACAAAAUAUUGGAUGCCGGUUUCUAUAUUUGGAGUCAUCAGACUACACAAAUUUCUAUAUCUGUGUUAAUGGAUCAUCAGAAUCCAAGCCUAUCAGAGCCAGCUAUUUCAUUUUUCAACUUCAGAAUCUAGUUAAACCUUUGCCACCAGACUACCUUAGUCUUACUAUGACAAAUUCAUGUGAAAUUAACCUGAAAUGGAGCUUGCCUAGAGGACCAAUUCCAGCAAAGUGUUUCAUUUAUCAAAUUGAAUUCACAGAAGAUGAUACUACCUGGGUGGUAUGAAUACUGCAUUAAUUUGGGAAAAUCAUAAACAUAGACUUUUAAAUGAAAUAGUGAACAUGAGAACCAAAAUAAGUUGCAUCCACAUGAGGAACAGAACAUGACAUGGAUCUCAGUUUAAUUUCCAGAAAGCCAUAUAAUCUAGUGGACAAAAGAAAGAUGUUUGCAGUCUGAAGGCAUAAUCAAUCAUAACAAUUUUAAAGCUACAUAGGACCUUAGAGAUAAUCUAGUUACUUGUUUCUGAUUUUGUGUCAAUAAAUUAUAGUUGCUGCAGGUCUAAAAUAGAUUGUGAAGAGGCC